This is a messenger RNA of Rana temporaria (common frog), 3451 nucleotides long. RefSeq names its product integrin alpha-IIb-like. Gene Ontology annotation, cellular component: integrin complex; external side of plasma membrane. The transcript has 30 exons. Gene Ontology annotation, molecular function: integrin binding. The coding region runs from base 100 to 3288 and encodes 1062 amino acids. The record is from RefSeq and is a predicted model, not a curated record. Gene Ontology annotation, biological process: cell-matrix adhesion; cell-cell adhesion; angiogenesis. NCBI's taxonomy places the organism in Eukaryota, Metazoa, Chordata, Amphibia, Anura, Ranidae.
CUUAGUAACCACUAGUAAGGAAGAUGCUGUAAUGAUUCAGGAAACAGUGGAGCUUGUAUCCUACAAGUAAGACACAGGCUGAGUCAUAUGUGAGAGAGGAUGUCGCAGAGAAGGAAUACCCAUAGUAAAAGAAGAGAAGUCAGUUUCUGCUUUCUUUGUAGCUGGAUUGAUCGCACCAUGCUGCUGUGUCUGCUGCUUCUCACCCUCCCCUAUACCCACUCCCUAAAUCUGGAUAAGCUGAACCCCCAAAACUUUUCUGGACCCCAUGGAAGCUACUUUGGAUUCUCCUUUGACUUCUACCAGUCAGCAGAUAACAGAAUGAACAUAGUUGUGGGGGCUCCCAAACUGAACGCAUGGGUUCUGAAUGUCCGUAGUGGCGGAGGUCUGUUCUUAUGUCCAUGGGGGUCACAGACCAGCAGCUGCUCCCCUAUACCGUUUAAUGAUCGAUCAGGUGACACGUUUCUAACCAGCGAAGGAAGAAUGACCAUUUCUAAGUCUGAUCAGUGGCUUGGAGCAACCGUCAGAACCUGGAAAUCCAGCAUUGUGGCCUGCGCUCCCUUUCAGCAAUAUAACUUUGAGGACCUCAGUUUUAGCCGGACUGGACAUUCGGGGAGGACUCCAACAGGGGCCUGCUACCUUACCGAGGACCUGCAAAAUUUCUACGAAUUUGCUCCUUGUCGACAAACCAAGACGGAGAGGGUUUCGAUAUGGAAUAGCUAUUUUCAAGAUAACCGUUACUGUGAGAUUGGAUUUAGCACAGAAAUAAGCAAGGAAGGUGUUUUGCUAGCUGGAGGACCUGGCGGGUAUUCCUUUGAAGGACUCUACGUUACAAUCCCUCUUUCCAGUAUUCUGGGAAAUUCUGCAGUGAUAAGGGAAUUUCCUGACCUCUACAUGUCGGAGGAGAAUCGGCGUGUGUCUAACGCCUAUAAAGGUUUUGCAGUUGCUUAUGGUGAAUUUACAGAGGAUGACUCUCCAGAGAUAGUUCUUGGAAGCCCAAUCAUGUUAAGCAGGGGCAUGGUUGAAAUCUAUUCAGGCAGCAAAAAUAUGGUGACCUUCAAAGGAGAACAGACCGCCUCCUAUUUUGGCCAUUCAGUAGCCGUUACAGACAUCAACGGAGAUGGGCUUGAUGAUCUACUGGUGGGAGCUCCCCUUUUCAUGGAGCGCAAGUCGAGUGGAAAGUUCCUGGAAGUUGGGCAAGUCUACAUAUAUCUGCAGAAGAGACCCAGGAUUGUGGACAGGAACCCUCAGAUCCUCAACGGAAAUCGUGUGUAUGGACAUUUUGGUGCAUCCAUUGCUCCUCUAGGAGACCUGGAUCAAGAUGGAUACAAUGAUGUGGCUGUAGGCUCUCCUUUUGGAGGUCAGUCUGGAGCUGGCUGUGUUUACAUUUACAAGGGUGAGAAGUCAGGGCUGUCUACACAUCCAUCACAGAUCUUGGAGAGCCCCCAAGCAGCACCAUCCAGUUUUGGCUUUUCAUUGAGAGGAGGGCAAGACAUUGAUCAGAAUGGAUAUCCAGAUCUGGUAGUUGGAGCUUUUGAAGCGGACACAGUCUAUGUCUUCAGAGCCCAACCGGUAGUUCAUCUCUAUACUUCAUUGAUAUUCACUCCAGAUUCCUUGAACCCGGACCUGAAGAACUGUAAACAGCCCAGUAUUGGUGAUGUCAGCUGCUUCACAGUGCGCGUCUGUGUCCGGACCUCGGGGAAAAGUCUACCCAACACACUGAGCCUGUCUGCUGACAUCCAGCUGGACAGCCAGAAGAGCCGAUUUCUCCGCAGAACCCUCUUCACCGAUUCAUCGCAGCCCAGCAAAAAAAUCACUAUGGAGAGCCAGAGCAAUUCACAGCGGACCUGCACCGAUAUCGGGGCCCAUCUGCGGGGUGAAAAUGAGUUUAAGGAUAAGCUGAGCCCAAUAGUUAUCAGUGUGAACGUCAGUCUGAACACUGCACCAUCUUCUAGCAUCUUACCACCUAUAAUACAUGGGAACACCUUCCUACAAGAGCAGAUACAUAUAUUACUGGAUUGUGGAGAAGACAAUAUCUGCAUUCCUGACCUGCAGCUGAGUGCUGGCUGGGGUAUGGAUCCACUUGUUAUUGGAGAGGAGAAUCUUGUACAAAUCCACUUUGAUGCAGAAAACCUUGGAGAAGGGGCUUACGAAGCAGAAUUGCACGCUACGCUUCCCCCUGGGGCUCAUUAUAUGCAGAUUUUGGGAGAAGUUGAGGAGAAGAUUUUGUGCACUCCAAGAAAAGCGAAUGACACAGAACUUGUGGUGUGUGAGCUGGGUAACCCCAUGAAGAAUGGCGCACAGAUCCAUGCAGGGCUUCUACUGAGCAUCAGUGACCUGGAAGACAGCGAAGGCAACUUCUCCUUCCCAAUGCAAAUCAAAAGCCGCAACAGUCAGAAUCCAAGCAGUUCGGUUGUAUGGGUGCAUUUAAAUGUGACAGUUAAAAUAUUACUAGACCUUCGGGGGAAUACGCACCCUUCUGAUGUUGUACUCCCCUUACCCAACUGGAAGCCUAAAGAAGAAUCUGAUAAACCAUUGGAUAAAGGGGAGAUAGUGACGCAUGUCUACGAGUUGCACAAUGCUGGUCCAGGCACUGUCAACGUCAAGUUGGUUAUUGAGAGUCCUGAACGCUAUGAAGAGGACAUUUUCCUAUAUCCACUGCGUCUGAAGCCUGAUGAACAACUGAACUGCACUUCUGGCGAACUCAACUUUUUGCAGCUGGACAUUGCAGAACCAACUAAAACACCUUCGGACUUCAGUAAGGGAGGUGAUCAUACACUGAAGAAGAGAGAGGCGUUGGGCAUGGAUCAAGAUGGUGGGAAUACGGGGACGGAAAACAGUACAAGCACCAAAGAUGGACCCAAGCACAAACAGCCUAUUACACUGAGCUGCGGUGACUCAGCCUGCUGGAAGGUUGAGUGCGUCAUCGACAAUCUGGAUAAGGGAAGGAGGGUGACAGUAGCACUUGAGUCCGUGCUAUGGAUUUCCAGCUUCAUGAAGAGACCUCAGCAGCCCUUCAACCUGACUUCCCGAGGUUACUUCCAGGUGACCGGUGUCCCCUACAGGAUAAAACCUACCACUGUUAAGGACACAGAAAAGCAAGCUGUCACGGUGGUUCAGUGGGUGACUCUGGAUGGACAGAAAGAGAUUCCUAUGUGGUGGAUAAUCCUAGGAGUUCUUGGGGGGCUGCUUAUCCUGGCAUUGUUUGUAUUUGUCAUGUGGAAGCUGGGAUUCUUCAGAAGGACACGACCUCCAUCAGAUGAUGAGCAAGAUUUAACCGGAGACAAAUAAUGAACUACUAACAUUUUAUUGCCUGUGCUUUUUAAAACCAAAUAGAGAUUAAAUGUGCUGAUUCCAUGUGUUAGUUGUGUUAAUGUGUUAGUUUUGUACAUUAUUGUAAACACUCGGUAACUGUUUACCAUUGCCAACUUGCUAUUAAAGUACUGAAGUAUUA